UUAAUUAGCCACAAACAGAAACAUUAAGAAUUAUUUGCUAGCCUAAGUGUUUAAUAUGGCAGUGGCAAAAUACUCGGCUCUUGCUCUGAUUGCGUUUCUGGUGAUCAAGGUGAUGGUGAUGGCAAAUCAGUCAUACGAAGUUGACUGGUCAAUUGGAGUUGAUUUCACUUAUUUUGCUACUCAAAAUACUUUCUUUGCUGGAGAUGUAUUAAAUUUUCAUUACGAUAGCGCUAAUCACAAUUUGCUUAUAGCAACAGAUGGUGAUGCAUUUGAUCAAUGCCAGAUGACACCGAACUUGGGUUUUUAUAACAGUGGCAAUGAAGCAUUAACCUUGGUUGAACCUGGAAACUAUUAUUUCAUGUGUGAGUAUAAUUGCAAAUCUGAUGGCAUGAAGAUGUCAGUGUAUGUGAACAAUAUGUAACAAAUGCAUGCCUCUCUGGAGAGGAAUUUGUGACAAGUUGUGUCACUCUCCGAUUUUCAAACAGAGUUAAUAAAUAAAUAAACAAACAUAAAUAUUCUGGGCAUGA
Messenger RNA from Rosa rugosa (rugosa rose), 527 nucleotides. Its product is annotated as uclacyanin-2-like. Gene Ontology annotation, molecular function: electron transfer activity. The record is from RefSeq and is a predicted model, not a curated record. Gene Ontology annotation, cellular component: plasma membrane. Bases 56 to 421 code for a protein of 121 amino acids. Lineage: Eukaryota; Viridiplantae; Streptophyta; Magnoliopsida; Rosales; Rosaceae. The transcript is spliced from 2 exons.